Molecule: messenger RNA, 4782 nt
Organism: Xiphophorus hellerii (green swordtail)
Lineage: Eukaryota; Metazoa; Chordata; Actinopteri; Cyprinodontiformes; Poeciliidae
Gene: ednraa
Product: endothelin receptor type Aa
Exons: 8
Coding region: 314-1648 (444 amino acids)
Biological process (GO): endothelin receptor signaling pathway; developmental pigmentation; enteric nervous system development
Cellular component (GO): plasma membrane
Molecular function (GO): endothelin receptor activity
Source: RefSeq, a predicted model, not a curated record
GUGCUCUCUCACACACACACACACCCACAAGUCUGCACACCCAUGCACACACACUUAGACAUACUGCAAACUCUCCACAGGAAACUCUGAGCCAUAAUGUGAAGGCACCUCAGAGCAGACGGGUGCAUUGCUCAAACCAAGUGGGAUACGGCGCAGCUUUGAUAGUGCGUUAAUUACUCAUGUGAUGUGAUACAGAUGUCUGGGGGCUUCAGCUGAAAGUUUGCCUGACGGUUUCCAAGGGGGCCAGGCAGGCGUUUUAGAAGCGCAGUGACAUAUUGAGGCAGUCUUCCAGUCAGUGAAAUCAAAGAGCUCGAUGUAUUCGAUAAUGGGGACCGCAGCCCGGCAUAUGCUCAUGCUAAUGGCCUGCUUGGCAGCCAGAGGAAUGUGCCAGAUAAAGGAAGCGGGAGCCGAGGACUCUCUGCCAGUCAUCCACUCCACCCUCCAGUCCCCAGGUCUCCACAGCACCGCCAGUCCAGAUCUGCCUUCAUUUGUCCCAGGAGCUCGGGUGCAAGCUUUGGGAUCCAGCUCUGAUAAUAAUACAGUCUUGAAGAGACCAGUUUCACCUCCAAAGUGCCUUGCAUAUCCCUCAAUUAGCAACUAUUUUAAGUACAUCAACACCGUCAUUUCAGUUAUCGUCUUUGUGGUCGGCCUGGUCGGAAACGCCACCCUCCUGAGGAUUAUAUACCAGAACAAGUGCAUGAGGAAUGGGCCCAACGCCCUCAUCGCCAGCCUUGCCCUGGGCGACCUUAUCUACAUUUUCAUUGAUAUACCAAUCAAUGCGUACAAGCUCCUGGCAUCCCGUUUUCCCUUUGAUGACCACUGGUUUGGCCUGUGUCUGUGCAAAUUGGUGCCUUUCCUACAGAAGGCCUCCGUUGGCAUCACAGUGCUAAACUUGUGUGCCCUCAGUGUGGACAGGUACAGAGCCGUAGCAUCCUGGAGCCGAGUGCAGGGAGUGGGCAUCCCUCUCCUCACCGUCAUCGAGAUCGUGACCAUUUGGGUGCUGUCGCUCAUCCUGGCCGUGCCUGAGGCCGUUUGUUUCGACAUGGUCACCUUCAACUUCAGCAACACCACCUUGCGCACUUGCAUGCUUAAUCCACAAAGCGAUUUCAUGAAUUUCUACAAAGAGGCAAAAGACUGGUGGCUGUUUGGCUUUUACUUUUGUGUACCACUUAUCUGCACUGCCAUCUUCUACACUCUCAUGACCUGUGAGAUGCUAAACCACCGGAAUGGCACCCUCCGCAUCGCGCUUAGUGAGCACCUGAAACAGAGGAGGGAGGUGGCCAAAGCUGUCUUCUGCCUUGUGCUGAUUUUCGCCCUCUGUUGGUUCCCAUUGCACCUCAGCAGGAUUCUAAAGAAGGUGAUGUACCGCCCGACAGACAACAUGCGCUGUGAACUACUCAGCUUCCUGCUGGUUUUGGAUCACCUCGGCAUCAACCUGGCAACAAUCAACUCUUGCAUAAAUCCCAUCAUUCUAUACUUUGUCAGCAAGAAGUUCAAAAACUGCUUCAAGUCGUGCUUGUGUUGCUGGUGUUACUCUGACAACCAACUGAACAGCAUUGGACUCGUGAAUGGUACCAGUGUCCAGUGUAAAAGUCCAGAACCCAACAACCUCCACACUGACAAAAGUAUCAGGAAAGACAGCAACUGAUUGCUCUCUGGAGGUUUUAAUGAGUUCAAAGCGCAAGUAAAAUGUAAAUAUGAAAAUACAAACGUAUAUGAAGGCAUAAUUUGGACUCUGAAGGAACAAAUCCAUCUGGAAGAAAGAAUAUUUGGAACUGGAAUACAAGGAACAACCAAUGGAGUGACUUUCCUGAAUCUCACAGAAGGGCCAAGCUUCCUGAGAAACCCCCUCUCUGUUUCCACACCCACAGGCAGUGACACAGUAGCUUCAGAAGAAGAGAAGGAUGAUGAGGAAGAGGAGGAGGACUCUUUAAAGGGAUACAGCUGAACUCUAUAAAUUAAUCUCUGUCAGGACCCAGGCGUGCUGUUCCUGUAAAGGGCAGCACCACUGGGAAGGAUGCAACAAGAACGAAAAGGCUGUCUGCUGGCGGUCGGAGAGAAUGAUGUUGAGACACAUGUACAUGCUGUUCCCAGAAGUUUGCUACUGACUGGGAUUAAUAACCAAACAGGCAUGUUACUGACUCAAACGACAAUAAUCGUCAAGACUGAAGGUUUGCAAUUUAUUUGACCUAUACUCACUGCAUUUAGCUGGAUACUGUUCUUUUUUAUCCCUCAAGAUUUUUACAAAAAUAAAACUGUGGCAGAAAAAUAAUUUAAGUGUAAUGUGAACACAGACCUGUGUAUAGUAAAAGUAAAGGGUUACACGAUUUUGCAGUACUAAGAAUCUUCCCAAGUAACUGGCAUAAAUCUGCAAGAUUAUCACUUACAACCCUGUUAUUUCAAAACUCUUCUUAAAGGCUAUGUAUAUGCAGUCACUUUUACAGCUUUUCAUUUUAGUUUUGGGAUUGUAGUUCAUGCCAGUAAUAUUAAUUUCCAUGUAUAAAUCUGUGAAAUAUGUGAAAAAAGAAACAGUGCAGGUGAAAGUUGCUAAAGACAAAAUAAUGCAUCCUGGCAACAUUUCUAGAUUGAAUGUGAGCUCAUAUAGUGAUAAAAUAAUGCUUUUUAUAGCAAUUGUCCAGUACAAAGUUGGAAGUUAGGAGACAUAUUUUGUGAGAGACAGAAGCCUGGAGAACUAAUAGACAGGCACCCUGCACAGGGAUUAAAAGUGUGCUAUGGCAAGAGCAGUUCACCCUACUAGCAAAUGGCCACUUGUGUCAAAACUAGCAAGUUUCUUCUGACUUUUUUACUUUAAAAAGCUAUGAUGUGGUUGUGUAAAAAAUAUUAAUGGAAGCAGUGUUACCAUGUGCUUAACUCUUGAUUGUUUCAAGGACACCACCAAUAACGCCACUCACACUCCAUAAGUCCAUCUACAGUAUGUGUCCCUUAUAAACUAAUGCUGGACAUGUGAUGGUUGAAAACCAGAUCUAGAAGGAAAAUACUAAUAACAGAUCAGAUAGUAAGUACAAUCAAGCACUCAUUCAUUUAGCAAAAAAAACUUGUCAGUGUGCAGCUAAUUUUCCUUAGUUAUGGGAAAUCUUUGGAGCAAGCGGUUAUUGAUUUCAUUUAAUAAUGCAAUCUAUGGUUUAUUAGUUAAUGUUUGUACUGAAAGCAAACAAAAAAUAAAACAAUGCUUCUUUUAUUGAGAGAAACUUUAUGCUAACAAACAACGCAGCUGCCUGAAUUGUCUGGCUGCUGAGUCUCCUUAAGCUAUCUAGUCUAGUUGAGUUGUUCCCUCUCUUGAAUGUUGGUGUAAAAGGUAUUUGUACUGAGAGACGUUUUGGUAGGUGACCUAAAACCUCCCCUCGAUUCAUUCAUAAAUGUAUACCACUGUUCCCGCAACAAGAAUCUGUGGGUAAAAUACAAGUGCGAACUUUAAACGUUUCUCUUUCUUGAUAAUAAGCAGCAACACAUCACAACAUACUUUGGUUUUCCAAGAAAACAAACCAUUUUCUGUUCAAAUCAUUAAGAAAUCUAUACUGAAAAAAGACAAACUAGCUUUUUAAUCACAACACUGUGAAUUUUACCAUAGAAAUGCAACAGUAAAGGUGUCAUCUAGGCUUGUAUAACCAAAUGAACAUCAAUCUCUUUAAUAUCUUCACUUUUAUAAAGUGUUAUGUGAUAGUUGUAAUACGUAUUUUACUCAGGCAACAUUAGCUUCAUUACAGUGCCAUUAUGCUACAGUCAGAAGAUAAUUUUGCUUAAAAUCCAUACAAGCACCAGUUAAAAUAAAGAAAUGUAUGGUAAUUUAUAGGAGAAGAAGUAAGCUUAACUAAAAUAUGGGUUGGUUGUGUAAAAGGAAACAAAUAGCAACCAGAAUCGCAUGUAAAAGUGAAAGAUUUGACUAAUUAUCAAAGUUGUGCACAAUGUAAUUAUAUUUUGAAUUUGUUUGAUUCAAUAUAAGUACAGUGGAAAACCAGUAAAUCUGGCAAGGAGUUAGGGAUCAAAACCGUCUGUAAAUGGCUAAAACACUGGAAACCCUCCUAAAAAAAUUUAUAGUACAAACAAAUAUAUCUUAAUUUGCAUUUUAUUUCCGCUCUGAGGGUACAGCCAAUCACUGCCAAGGAAGAUAAAAGUGGUUCCUGGAUUGGAUGCUUAAAAACCAAGAAAUAAUGUAUCAAAUAAGUAUUUCAGCUUCCCCAGUUGCAUUUUUUUCUGAACAUUUUUUUCUACAAAAAAUACAAAAAUCCAAGAAUAGCUGAAUGCUACAUAAAUACUUUGGAGUUACGUUCCAUUGAAAAAUCUGCAAGUAAAAAAAUGCAAAUAGGCAGGGGUUCACUCGUACUUCCUUUGUAAGACAAAAUAAUGGUAAACUUUACAUUUUUGCCACUUUAGCUACAAUUUCAACAUGAGACUUGGAACAAAUACUCACCUACUUAACACAAAAGCAAAACAUUAAUGUUUUCUGUAGUAAUACUACUCCAGUCAAAAUAGCUUCCUUAAACACUGUACAUAUACUUGUAUUUUCUUUCAUUGAUAUGUGAAUAAAUCUAAACCUGUGAGUUUGAAUGUAUACUUGCAUGAACGUGCGCCAUUACUUGCACACCUUGGGUGUUUUGCACACUUGUGUACAGAAGAACAAGCAAUGUCUUUUAGUUGAAGUAUUACAUUUACCACUAUUCAUCAAAGCGAUUUGUGAUAACCUGUGAUCAGUAAUGUGUUUUCAUUGUUUUACAUUCAUGUCAGUGCUGCUGCUUAAGCCAAUAAAUCGCUUUUCUCUUCCAA